CUUCAAGUGCAGACAAAAAGUCUCGGUCUGCAAAUACCAAUACCAUACGAACAAAAAGACCCUAUAACCACACCAUGGCCUCUCGCUUCCUUUCUACGACUCGCCUGGUGCGCGCACCUUUGACUCGUCAAAUUGCUCGCCGUAAUUACGCAUCCGAAGCCAAGGAUGCCAGCCCCAAGUUUGCCGAUGAGACAUUCAACGGUAAUGUCUGGAGAAAUGCAGCGAUUGCUAUCAUUGCUGGUGUUGCUGUCUAUCGCAUCGAUCAACACUUGACCAACUCGGGCGAGGAGAAGCAUCCCUUCACCAAGUGGAUUGAAUACCAUAUGGAGUCGUCGGACGAUAUGGACAAGUUGAACCAGCAGAAACUCGAUGAAGCAUCCAAGUUGGCAGAAUAUAGACUUAUUGCCCAAGAUGCUCAGCGUGCUCCCAUCUACCGUUUGAGAAACCCAGAAUCUUUUGAACGUGGAAGCCCUCGUGGUCUUGUCACUGGCAACCAAGUCGACUUGUCCGACUUGAAGGUUCGAUCGGAUUAGAUUGUAAAAAGAACGCAACGAACGCACGUUACAUAAACGGCAAACCUUUACGCACGAACACGAACCACACACAACGAUCCUAUCUACAAACUGCACCACACCUUGGUUUUUUUUUUGUUCUAGAGCCAUUUGAAAAAAAAGACACAUUCAAAAAAAUAAAAUAAGCACGACGACCUGCCUCGCACCGGGAUAGCGUAAUUAAUCAAACAGCGGUUUCCAUGCAUGAUAUAUAACUCACAUGUUUCGU
Messenger RNA from Zychaea mexicana, 780 nucleotides. RefSeq lists its product as uncharacterized. Lineage: Eukaryota; Fungi; Mucoromycota; Mucoromycetes; Mucorales; Lichtheimiaceae. The record is from RefSeq and is a predicted model, not a curated record. Gene Ontology annotation, cellular component: mitochondrion. The transcript is spliced from 5 exons. The coding region runs from base 75 to 533 and encodes 152 amino acids.